AGCUAGCCUCCCGCCUGCUGUACCAGUAAAGUGUCCUUCUCCCACGUCUGUCGAGCAACUUUUUCACGCUGUUCUAUUAACGAAGACAGGUGUUUGGCAGGAACCAAUGGGAUGCUUGGGGGCAGGUGUUCCUGUUGAUACAGGAAUGCCCACAUGCAGGAACACCCCGAAUUGCAAGCUGCAGUUGAACACUAAUUGUACUGGCUCGGUGAGAGGUUUGCGCUGCUCGAAUAUAAAAUGAAGUAUAUAUGUUUUAAGAUUUGGCACACAAAAGCAAUAUAUGUGCCAGUAAUGUUAAAUUAGUUUGAGUAUAAGUACCCGGGACCAUUUCACUUUCACGCAAGCCUAUAUCUGAAAGAGACAUGAUGAGAGACAUUACAUGAAAUUAGAGGAUCUGCUUGAAUAAAGCAAGAAGAACAGAUGGCAGUGGGAGUUUACUCGCUCACCUACGGAUUCUCGGAAGUCUGCCCGAUCUGCGUCCCCUUUUCCUGCGUCUUUUCACGCAAAAGGCGGGGAUCUGGGCCUGUUCCAGUGAAAGCAAGAUAUCCUUCUCGUCGGACUCGUUAAAGGAAAAAGUUUCUUCCAGUCCGCGGAACUGUACUAUCUGAGAAUGCAGAGGACGAGAGAGAAGACUGACAAGAUGGAGGAGAGCAAAGCCACGAGGAAGCUGCGGGUGUGCGUGGCGACGUGUAACCGGGCAGACUACUCCAAGCUGGCACCCAUCAUGUUUGGGAUCAAGGCCAACCCGGAUGAGUUUGAGCUGGAGGUGGUGGUGCUGGGAUCACAUCUCAUUGAUGAUUAUGGCAACACGUUCCGGAUGAUCGAGCAGGAUGACUUUGACAUCGGCUCCAAGCUGCACACCAUCGUGCGUGGGGAGGACGAGGCAGCCAUGGUGGAGUCAGUGGGUCUGGCGCUGGUCAAGCUGCCAGAUGUCCUCCACCGUCUCCGUCCCGACGUUCUGGUCGUCCACGGCGACCGCUUCGACGCCCUCGCCCUGGCAACUGCUGCCGCUCUGAUGAACAUUCGCAUCCUGCACCUGGAGGGAGGAGAGGUGAGCGGCACCAUCGACGACUCGAUCCGUCACGCCAUCUCCAAGCUGGCCCACUACCACGCCUGCUGCACCCGCACCGCCGAACAGCACCUCAUCGCCAUGUGUGAGGACCACACUCGCAUCCUGUUGGCGGGCUGCCCCUCCUACGACAAGCUGCUGGCCGCCCAUCACCGCGACGACUACAUGGACAUCAUCAGGAACUGGCUCGGAGACAAUGUGAAGGAGCAUGACUACAUCGUGGCCCUGCAGCACCCGGUCACCACCGACAUCAAGAACUCCAUCAAGAUCUACGAGCUGAUGUUGGACGCCCUCAUCUCCUUCAACAAGAAAACACUCGUCCUCUUCCCCAACAUAGACGCAGGAAGUAAGGAGAUGGUGCGCGUGAUGAGGAAGAAGGGCGUGGAGCAGCACCCUAACUUCCGGGCGGUGAAGCACGUGCCCUUCGAGCAGUUCAUCCAGCUGGUGUGUCACGCUGGGGCCAUGAUCGGCAACAGCAGCUGUGGCGUCAGAGAGGCAGGGGCCUUCGGGACCCCCGUCAUCAACCUGGGGUCCAGGCAGACUGGGAGAGAGACUGGUGAAAACGUCCUCCAUGUCCGAGACGCAGACACUCAGAAUAAGAUCUACCAUGCCCUGGAGCUGCAGUUUGGGAAGAGAUACCCCUGCUCGAAGAUCUACGGUGACGGAAAUGCGGUGCCUCGCAUCAUGAAGUUCCUGCAGACCAUCGACCUUGAUGAGCCGCUGCAGAAGACCUUCUGCUUCCCUCGCGUCAAGGAGUGGGACAUCUCCCAAGACAUCGACCACAUCCUGGAGACUCAGAGCGCCCUAGCCGUCGACCUGGGGGGGACCAACCUCCGUGUGGCCAUCGUCAGCAUGAGGGGUAAGAUAGUGAAGAAGUACACUCAGGCGAAUCCCAAAACCUACGAGGCGAGGAUCGAGCUGAUACUGAAGAUGUGUGCGGAGGCAGUCUUUGACGCUGUUCAUCUCAACUGCCGGAUUCUGGGAGUGGGUGUGUCGACUGGGGGCAGGGUGAACCCCCAGGAGGGUGUGAUCCUCCACUCCACCAAGCUGAUCCAGGAGUGGAGCUCCAUUGACAUCCGCACCCCCAUCUCUGACGCCCUCCACCUGCCCGUCUGGGUCGACAACGACGGCAACUGUGCCGCCCUGGCAGAGAAGAAGUUUGGCCACGGCAAAGGAGUGGAGAACUUUGUCACCAUCAUCACUGGAACAGGCAUCGGCGGGGGCAUCAUCCAGCACAACGAGCUGAUCCACGGCAGUACGUUCUGCGCGGCCGAGCUGGGCCACAUCAUGGUGUCUCUGGACGGGCCGGAGUGUAUGUGUGGCAGCCAUGGCUGCAUCGAGGCCUACGCAUCAGGCAUGGCCCUGCAGAAAGAAGCCAAGAGGCUCCAUGACGAGGAACUGCUGGAGGUGGAGGGGAUGGUGGAUCUGAAGAAGGCUGAGUCCGUCAGCGCCAUCCACCUCAUCAACGCAGCCCGCCUGGGCAACCGCAAGGCUGAAGCCGUCCUCAGAACAGCCGGCAUGGCCCUCGGAGUGGGCAUCGUCAACAUCCUCCACAUGGUCAACCCCUCUCUGGUCAUCCUGUCGGGAGUGCUGGCCGCCCACUACCAGGCAUCUGUCCAGCAGGUCAUAGGUCAGAGAGCCCUCACCUCCGCCCAGCGCAUCCAGGUCCUGACAUCCGACCUCGAAGAGCCCGCCCUACUGGGGGCCGCUAGCAUGGUGCUGGACUACACAACCAGGCGCAUCUAUUAAGAACAUUACGGUAAUGGACUACACAACCAGGCGCAUCUAUUAAGAACAUUACAGUAAUGGACUACACAUCCUAGCGCAUCUAUUAAGAACAUUACAGUAAUGGACUACACACCCAGGCGCAUCUAUUAAGAACAUUACAGUAAUGGACUACACAACAGGCGCAUCUAUUAAGAGCAUUGGUCAGUUAACAAGCUCUAGUUUUCAUUUAAGUGGUCCCCAAAGGAGGGCCAUAUCUUGCAAUUCCCUGGUGUAGAAAGAUUUGCUAUUAGCAAAUAGAAAUGGCUAAGAUAGAAGGUAGGAUCUACAGAUAGAUCUGCUCAAUAGGACCUACAUCUAUGCUACUGUCCCAGAUGGGACAAUCUGACAUGCUUUUCUAGCUAUCGACAACUCCUAUUGGACGAACCGCUGGCGGUCAUUUAUUUCAGUUAGACGAUGACAAGUUGGGUAUUUUCCAAAGGUGUCGUCAGUGAUAGUCUAAUUUUCAAUGUCAACAUAAUACAAUUUCUACAGGGGAUACAGUACUUAAAUGGUAGUACUAUAAACAACAGUGCUGAAAUAGUUGUGUGUGUGUGUGUGUGUGUGUGUGAAUACAUAUAUAGCAGCCUAUAUAGUAAUGAGUAAAUGGUUGGGUGUGUCCAGACAAAAGAUGUGACCAAAUUUGUAUUAAUUUAUGCUUGUACUACAUGGCCAUACUUUAACCCUCAUAAUUCCAUGUUUUUGUUACUUCUUAAUUCUAAACGUACAAUAUGUUAUUCUUGAAACCACGCUAUGAAAGCAGCAUGUUGCUAUGACAUAUUAACUGUACGUAUUUGUCAUACCGGGCUGUAAGCACUUUGCGCCACUUUAUCUUAUUUUGUCUCCAUUUUGGAAUCAGCGAACGCUACAGCUGGUUUGGAAAACCAAAUGCCCCCAGGAGAUAUUUUACGUUCCGCCAUGUUAAAUGUUUCAUUACAACCAAUCAAAUUAUUCAUUACCAUUCAAUCAUUUAAGUUGAGCAUAUGGAACUGGAACCAGGUGACUUACCCAAGGACCACUCUUUCUAGGACACAGUUACGACCUACCCUCAAAUGUAAUGCCUAUUCUAUGUAUGUCAUAGUUGUCUUGACUGUGUGCUGCCAAAUCACGUGUAUUCAUUAUCAUUCUUUUUUUGUUUUAUGCGCACUUCUUUUGCCUUGAUUGUCAUAUUUGAAGAGAUUACUGUGUACAAAUCAGUCAUGUGAUUAUCCCGUUUGUGUAUUUCUGUUUUUGAUUAUGUCAUGGAUACUGAAGCUUUUUAAUUUUACUUCACUUGGGUACUUUACACAUUAAAAACACACAAGAAAA
Salvelinus fontinalis (brook trout) is the source of this 4141-nucleotide messenger RNA. RefSeq names its product glucosamine (UDP-N-acetyl)-2-epimerase/N-acetylmannosamine kinase (gene gne). The coding region runs from base 611 to 2818 and encodes 735 amino acids. Gene Ontology annotation, molecular function: hydrolase activity, hydrolyzing O-glycosyl compounds; UDP-N-acetylglucosamine 2-epimerase activity; N-acylmannosamine kinase activity. Gene Ontology annotation, biological process: UDP-N-acetylglucosamine metabolic process. The transcript is spliced from 14 exons. The record is from RefSeq and is a predicted model, not a curated record. NCBI's taxonomy places the organism in Eukaryota, Metazoa, Chordata, Actinopteri, Salmoniformes, Salmonidae.